GUGGAACAAAAACAACGACAGAACAGCGUUGUAAGUAGCUUGGUGAGAGACGGCUGGGGUUUGUGCUGUGAGCUAAAAUAGCUAAUAAGGUACCGAGUCAUUUGUGUUGUUGGACGGCCCUUUUCUGCAUAGAACACCAUUUCUAUUGUAAAACAUGGCAGCUGACUGCGAGGCUUGGCUGAAUGCAAACCCUGUUGGAGCUGCAGAUCUCAGUGACUUCAUUCUUUCUGGAGAGGAGGACAAUGGAGGAUCGGUUAUCAACAGUAGAAAUACCAACAACGAGAUCAACGGUAACUGGUUGUCCUCAUCCAGCAACACCAUCCAGGAGGCGCGUCUCAAGGCGAAGGCGAAGCGGAGGCUGAGAAAGAACUCCUCCAGGGACUCGGGCAGGGGGGACUCCCUUAGUGACAAUGGGGAUGUGAGCAGGGGAACCUCUGCUGUACCUACGAGUCCCAAGAGCAAGUUGAUGGACCGAAAGUCACGGAUGGGAAAGGGCAGAGGUUUGCCAAAGAAAGGUGGGGCAGGAGGAAAAGGUGUGUGGGGCAAGACUGGUGAAGUUUACGAACCAGUUGAAGUAGAUGAGAAAGACCCUAACUACGACGAAGCUCAGGAAAACUGUGUGUAUGAGACUGUGGUGCCUCCGCUGGACGAGAGGGACUUUGAGAAGACGGUCGCACCCAUAGUCAAAGAGUACUUUGAACAUGGAGACACAAACGAAGUAGCUGAACUGCUUGCAGAGCUGAACUUGGGGCCCAUGCAUAGCGAGGUGCCCUCAUUGGCCGUGUCUCUGGCCCUGGAGGCCAAGGCCAGCCACCGGGAGCUCACAUCCAGGCUGCUGGUUGACCUGUGCAGGACUGUUCUGUCUCACAGUGACAUGGAGUCCUCUUUUGACAAACUGCUCAGAAAUCUGCCCGAUCUGGUCCUGGACACUCCAGGGGCUCCCCAGCUGGUUGGCCAGUUCAUUGCACGCGCUGUCAGCGACCAGGUACUGACUAAGAGCUACAUCGAUGGCUACAAAGGCAAAGUUGAUUGUGAAUAUGCAAGGGCGGCGCUGGACCGGGCUGCUGUGCUGCUGAAGAUGAGUAUGGGUGGGCUUCGCAUAGACAACCACUGGGGGACAGGUGGAGGCCAGAGACCUGUUACACAACUCAUCAAACAGAUGAACCUGCUGCUGAAGGAAUACAUUUUGUCUGGAGACGGCAAGGAAGCUGAGAGAUGCCUUCGAGAGCUGGAGGUUCCCCAUUUUCACCACGAGUUUGUCUAUGAGGCAAUCGUGAUGGUUUUGGAGUCCAAAGGGGAGAAAACCUUCAAAAUGGUUCUACAUUUGCUCAAGUCUCUCUCCAUGUCUUCCAUCAUCGCUGUGGACCAAAUGAAAAGGGGCUACGAAAGGGUUUACAUGGACAUUGCUGAAAUCAGCAUUGAUGUUCCUCGUGCGUACUUCAUCCUGGAGCAGUUUGUGGACAAGAGCUUUAGCAAGGGGAUCAUUGGUGUGAAGUUAAGAGAUCAGUGUCCCUGUCGGAGCCGGAAGAGGUUUGUCAGCGAGGGAGAUGCUGAAAAUGUGAAACUGGAACGGUUCUGAGGCCGCCUUUCCGUGCGCCAGAAUUCCUGAAAAGAAGAGGACGAAAUGACCUUUUUACUUGCCUUUUUUUUAUAGUUGAGUAAAACCUUCUCCCUUCUAACAGUAAAAUUCUGGGAUUUGAGGUGGAGUUUAAAAAACUGCACUUUUCAUUUCAACUGAAGUACAUCACGUUCCCCGAAUUGUUUAUAGAAAAACAUUUACAUAAGCUAUCCCUUCAAGUGCCACACCUCUGUGUCAGUCAUUCCGUGUUUGUACAGUAUUUUAUUAUUAUUAUUAUUAUUUUUGGUUUUACUGCCUCUUCUUUUGUUCUUCAGGUGUGUUCUUUGUAUUGAUACAACUAAGUUGUGUUAAGAGCUUUAUGAAAAUGAAGAACAAUAAAGGCAGGAUGUUUGUUUGAUGCAAUACUGGUUCUUUAACUGAGCUGGUCAUUUUUUUAUGCUGUGCUUCACCCUUUGUUUUCUUUUAAAAGUCAUUUGAAAAAUAUGACAAAUCCCCCAAAAAGAAAAGCACCCAUCAUAUAAAACGGUGUCAAGUUUAAUUUUUGUAUAGGGGGGAGUAAAAUACAUCAGAAGUCUUUGUUUGUUGAUUAAAUUACUAUUAAAAUUUCAGUCUUUUGA
This is a messenger RNA of Austrofundulus limnaeus, 2196 nucleotides long. RefSeq names its product programmed cell death 4b (gene pdcd4b). Gene Ontology annotation, biological process: negative regulation of DNA-templated transcription. The record is from RefSeq and is a predicted model, not a curated record. The transcript is spliced from 12 exons. Lineage: Eukaryota; Metazoa; Chordata; Actinopteri; Cyprinodontiformes; Rivulidae. The coding region runs from base 155 to 1579 and encodes 474 amino acids. Gene Ontology annotation, cellular component: nucleus; cytosol.